CCGCUUCAUUCUAUUCCAUUUCCUUCUUCUUUUUUUUUUUUUUUUUUGCAUCCAUUUUUCCCGCAUUUAAGAAAACUGUGGGGGAAAGAAAUGAUGACCCAGGAGGCGAGGAGAGGAGAGAGGAGAGAGAACACGGAAGCGCGGUGGAGGUUAUAAAGGGAAAGAGGGGAUAAAAGGAGGGAAGAAGGAAGACAAAAAAGGGAGGAGGGCGCUGAAAAUAAAUAAUAAAGGAAAUAAAAUUUAAAAAAAAGGCCUCGGGAUUGAUAUAUGUGAUCAUUCUCCUGUUUGUGAUGGAUGAGCGCGAGCCGGGUGUGUGCACAGGACGCAGUGGGCAUGGGUUAGACUGGGAUUAGUCAUGAUGUGGAGAUAAAACAUCUCUUUUUGAAAAAGAUGUCAGCUCCGGAGAUGCCGGACCUGAGCCACCUGACCGAGGAGGAGAGGAAGAUCAUCCUCUCGGUCAUGGAUCGGCAGAAGAAAGAAGAAGAGAAGGAGCAGUCCAUGUUGAAGGAGUCUCCCAACACAGGGCCAAUGUCCCAGCUUUCUCAGAGGCUGCAUCAGCAGUUUGAGAUGUAUAAGGAUCAGGUGAAGAAGCUCGGUGAUGAGGCUCAGAAGACUCAGGAGCAGAAGAGCGACUCUCCAACCUGCGGAAUUUGCCACAAAACCAAAUUUGCCGACGGCUGCGGCCACAUGUGUUCUUAUUGCCAAACCAAGUUCUGCGCUCGCUGCGGGGGAAGAGUGUCUCUGCGCUCCAACAAGGUAAUGUGGGUGUGCAAUUUGUGCCGAAAACAACAAGAAAUCCUCACCAAGUCAGGCGCCUGGUUCUAUGGAGGUGCUGAGGGCCGAAGGUUAGGACCUGAGGUCAAAGGUCAUCUAGACCCAUCUGGAUUAGCUGUGAAAAGCACUUCAGGUGUUCCAGUGGACAGGAGAAGAAGCCCAUCGGCGUCCAGGACUCACAAAGGGGACGUCGUAGGACGAUCUCAGCAUGGGGACGGCGUCAUACCUCGCUCUCCGUCUGACUCGAACCGCUGGCGCUACCAGGAACGCCACCGGGACGUUCAGAUAGACGAGCGCGAGCUCCAGCGGCAACGCGAGGAGGAGUAUCGCUCUCGGUACCGCAGCGACCCCAACCUUGCGCGGUACCCUGUUAAACCGCAGCCCUACGAGGAGCAGAUGCGAAUCCACGCUCAGGUUUCUAGAGCACGACACGAGCGGCGCCACAGUGACGUUUCCUUGGCUUUCACAGAGCUCGAAGAGGCUUACAACGGUUUUGACGGCCAACGCCCCACGUCAAAGCGCUCGUAUUCCGUAGACAGAAGCUCGCCGGCUCUCAGGACAUUCAGUAAAGCACACCGUCUGGACCCGGGCAUGAUGGAUGGUGUGAUGAGGACAGACUCGCUCAGCUCGGAUCAGUCAGACUCGAUGAGGCCUGUGAGGAGCCGGAGAUCAGGACGGUUCAGGGCGGCGGGGAGCUUCAGCAGUUCGGAGGAGGAGAUCAACACCACGCCGGAGUACACAAGCUGUGAAGAUGUGGAGCUUGAGUGCGAAUCCUUUGGUGAGAAAGGAGAUAUGGACGGCCACUGGUGGGAUUAUGCGUCUUGGCAUAACGAGUCCUCGCCAAUGUCUAUGCACCCGGUGACGUGGCAGCCGUCCAAAGACGGAGAUCGGUUAAUCGGGCGGAUUUUGCUGAACAAGCGGAUGAAGGACGGCACGGUGCCCCGAGACACGGGCGCUCUGCUGGGCCUCAAGGUGGUUGGAGGGAAAAUGACUGAAUCUGGUCAGCUUUGUGCUUUUAUUACCAAAGUGAAAAGAGGAAGCUUAGCGGAUACAGUCGGCCAUCUCCGACCAGGUGACCAGGUUCUCGAGUGGAACGGCAGAGUUCUUCAGGGAGCCACGUUUAAAGAAGUUUAUAACAUUAUUCUCGAGUCCAAACCUGAGCCGCAGGUCGAGCUCCUGGUCUCGCGGCCCAUCGGUGACGUACCCAGAAUCCCCGAGAGCACACAUGGACAGCUUGAAUCCAGUUCAAGUUCAUUUGAAUCGCAGAAGAUGGGUCCAGCCAUUUCCGUCACGUCUCCUAUGAGUCCCGGCGUCCUUCGUGAUGCUCCACAGCAUCUGUCCGGACAACUUUCAAGUCCAUGCCUUAAUAGAAGAACCACGCCUUUUGUCCCUAGGGUCCAGGUUAAGCUGUGGUACGACAAAGUGGGACACCAACUCAUCGUCACCAUUUUGGGCGCCAAAGACCUGCUCGCUCGAGAGGAUGGCCGUCCCAGGAACCCCUACGUCAAAAUUUACUUCCUUCCUGACAGAAGUGAUAAAAGCAAGAGAAGGACGAAAACAGUGAAGAAGUCGCUAGAACCUAAGUGGACCCAGACGUUCAUGUACUCGCCCGUGCACAGGCGUGAGUUCAGGGAGCGAAUGCUGGAGAUCACGCUGUGGGACCAGGCACGGGUUCGAGAGGAGGAGAGCGAGUUCCUUGGAGAGAUUUUAAUAGAGCUGGAGACGGCCCUGCUGGACGAUCAGCCUCACUGGUAUAAACUCCAGACGCAUGACGUUUCCUCCAUGCCGCUGCCGAACCCUUCACCGUACCUGCAGAGACGCUUCGUACAGGGAGAGAGUCCGACACGGAGACUACAGAGAUCACAGCGAAUCAGUGACAGCGAGUUUUCUGACUACGAAUGCGAGGACGGAAUUGGCGUCUUAUCAGAUUACCGGCACAACGGCAGAGAGAUCCAGAGCUCCACUCUGUCCGUUCCCGAGCAGGUCAUGUCGUCCAAUCAUCGCUCUCGAUCGGACGUGAUGCGCAACCGCUCUCGUUCUCCCAGCGUUCCUCCUCCUCACAGUCGGAGUUUGGACCACGGCGUGAGAGGACCGGUGCAUUAUGGGCCUCGACAUCGACUAUCCGAAGACCGAUAUUCUCCUGAUAGAAACUCAGUCACUCACCCUCAUCGAGUCCGAACCAGAUAUCACACCAUUGAUACGCCUUUCCAGGACCACAGGAGGAUGAAGCGAGAUAGGCGAAUGUCGGUCUACAGCGACUCGUAUGAAUCGCCUGAGAGACAUUACAAUGGUCCCAAUCACGUUCCCUCACCGUGGCCCGAUCACAUCAUGAACGGAUCCUCGGACGAUUACAGGAACUGUCCCAAGAUCGAAAUCGAGCCUUCAACAGACGCAGAAAGAGAGGAUCAUAUACCAGAGUUUCCAGUUAGCCACGAGCCAUUUGAGGAGGAUUUGAGGUACGCUCGUGCCACCGUGGACAGGCAUUACAGGUCGAGGUCGGCCGACCAGCGCCCGAUGAUGGAGAGACAGUUCUACACGCGCUCGCGCUCGUCCGAGCGUCCUGAACCGUCCUACAUGAGGUCCAUGCCGUCUUUACCCUCCAGGAGAUCCGCCCCUCCCUCUCCUGCCUUAACGAGGGCGAAUCCUCGGGCCGGAUCGGUCCAAACGAGUCCCUCGGGCACGCCGGCGUCCGCCCGGAGAGGGCGGCAGCUGCCGCAGGUCCCUCCGAAGGGCUCCGUCGACAGGAAUGGUGGCGAGGGCGUGGCAGAGCCUUACGAAGGUUCUCUAAAGGAUCCAUCCAGGCGGGGAAUGGACAGCCUGUCUAUGAAGUCCUCGGACAGCGAUGUUAGUGACGUGUCCGCCAUGUCCAGCGCGUCUCGGCUCAGCAGCGCAAGCUACAUGUCCGUCCAGUCUGAGAGAGCACGGGCUGCUCGCAAAAUCAGUGGGUUUACGUCCAAAAUGAAACACAGGGCUCCGACAGCGACUCCCGGCGCCAACAUCACCAAGAGCUCCAGCGUCGGAGGAGAAAUGUGCUCGCUCGGCAGGAACGACGAAGAUGAGGAUGACAAGAAGAGGCGCUCUAGCUUCGGGGCCAAGAUGGCCGCCAUGGUGGGUCUGAAGAAGAAGAGCCAGAGCACAUCACAGCUGGAUCCAGAGGAGGAGGGGAAGAAGAAGAAACCAGUGCGUUUGGCCAUUCAGAGGAGUGUAGAGACGGGCUUGGCCAUUGAGAUGAAGAGCAGAAUGACACGACAGCUGAGCAGAGAGACGGCUGAGGAAGGAGAGAAACCCAAACCGGGAAAUCUUAUUUUCCCCGGUGUAAAAAUCUCAACUGACAGUCAGUUCACCGAGUUCUUGGACGGUCUAGGCCCCGCCCAACUUGCUGGGAGACAGACACUUGCCACGCCCCCAAUGGGCGAUAUCCAGAUCGGCAUGGUGCACAGGAAAGAGCGUCUUGACGUGGAGGUGAUUCGUGCUAGAGGUCUGGUGGGAAAACCGGGCAACAAACAGACGCCAGCACCCUACGUUAAAGUCUAUUUACUGGACAACGGGAAGUGUAUAAACAAGAAGAAGACGAGGCUGGCAAGGAAAACAUUGGACCCUCUAUAUCAGCAGCAGCUGCAGUUCGAGGAGAGUCCUGAGGGAAAAGUGUUACAGAUCAUUGUGUGGGGAGAUUAUGGCCGCAUGGACCACAAGUCAUUCAUGGGCGCUGCUCAGAUCCUAUUGGACGAUUUAGAGCUCACCAACAUGGUCAUUGGCUGGUACAAACUGUUUCCCCCCACCUCGUUGGUGGAUCCGACGUUAGCUCCUUUGAGCAGAAAAGCUCCUGAAGGAGCGACCGACAAAUCAAAUGUUCGCUCAUAACGGCGCCAAGAUGUCCUCUGCAUGCUUCACGCUGCGUCCCGUGGGAAGGCUGAGCGCAAGAACACGCCGCCGUCUUCCUGCUGCCAAAAGAGAAACGAGGAAACGGGGAGACGCGGGAGCCGAGCAUUUGGGUUCGAGCAUCGUUAAUGUCAGACAGACAGACAGACAGACGGCUCAGAGGUCCGAAGCUCGACUCAAUGUGGGAUAGAAGAAGACAAAUAACACUUAAACAGGAGUCGAACGUAAACAGAAGAGAUCUUUUUGGGAUGGAAAGACACCAACCUUUGGCUGAUUUGUUUCCUUUUCAAAUGGAGAACAGUGUGAUUUUCCAGAGCUUUGGCUGUCUGUAGAGAAAUGAGAAGAAGACACCAACAAAAAGCCAUGCGGACCAACAAAGGGUAGGCUGAGAAAAUGAGAAGAACAGAUGGUUACAGUGGAGCUCAGAAAUCCCAAACUCGACUCCGUCAACAAGGGUGUGGCUGGAAGACGUGAAGAAGAACAAAAUUAAGCUCUCUUAGGAUAACGUAUACAGAAAGAGGAACAAAGGUUCACCUUUUGAGAGAAAGAUGACAAACCUCGGCUGUUCUGUUUCAUGUCAGUGUUGUUUUUUCCAGGACUUGGGUGGAAAAAAUAAAUAAAUAAAUAAAUAAACAAAAAUGCACAAAAAGUCAUGUGGACCAACAGUACUGGGGUGAAGAGAAGAUUAAAAUGGACGAAUCCAGGACAAGAACAAUAAAGCCAAUUUCAGCUGAUUUAAAGAGAACGAUGGUCACAAUAACAUUUAUUUGGACGUUUUGUUUCAUAUGCAAAAGGACCUCAGUGUUCUCCAUAAAAAGUUUGGGAUAUCUGCAAAAAACAACAACAACAACACUACACAAAAAAGCCAUGAGUGGGCUAACACGAGCAAGAGAAAGAGAGAAGAAGCUGAGAAUGACGUCUCCAUAGCCCCACUGCACUUCCUCCAUCAAGCCAGAUAAAUAUCAUUAAUUAUCAAAAGUUCCUGUUUUAAUAAACUUUCAAAAACAAAUCUAGAGGAAAAAAGAGAACUCUUUUACGCUCUGGUAUGAUGCUAUUUUCAGUGAUGUACUGUAUUAAAGUCAUGAGAAAAAUUUAUCUUUUCUUUUUUUUUUCUUUUCUUUUUUUUGUGCAUGGAUGCAAAUUAUACAAAUAAAACUAUUAUUUUCUUCAAGGCUGCUGCUAAUAAAAGAAAAAAGAAAAGAGAUGGAAACGAGAGCCCGGUCGGCCAUUUUGAACGAUUUCUAUUCAGUUGAAUGAAGAGAAAUCUCCAGUGCAUGCUUUACAGUAAGAGUGACUGCGUUGAAGAUUAAGAUGUGGUUGUAGUUGUACGUCUGUAUUUGUUGCAGAUCAGCAGCGGUGUGAUCUGGGAAAAAUAAAACCCAUUUCCUAAUAGAAAAAGACUUUUUUUAAAUACCAUAUUUUCCAGACUACAUUGUGCGGUGUUUUUCACCUUGUAGUUGCUACAGUACGCAUAUCAUAAUUCUUGCUUACGCUGAUUCUUAGUGUGAUUAUUUUUCUAAACAAAUAGAGAAACUGAAAUCACACAUUUUAAUAAUCAUGCGUAAACAAUAACAAUAACAAUAACAAUAACAGCUGUCCUGGUGGAUAGAAAUCACUGUUUAGCCAGAAGGAAACCUCCGUGCUCAACAUGUUAGUGUUUAUCUCCAUGCAGAGUUUAGCAGGAUAUGACUCAUAGUCUGGAAAACACGGUAAACAGAUUAGACCCUUAAAAUACUUUUAUUUCAAAUCUAUGACUUGUGGUUAUUAUAAUUGUGUGCAAACUGCACUUUUCUCUUUCUUCCAUCUGCUUUCAGGCUGCCAUGUUGAUUUGUUUCCACUGGGAGGCACUGUGUUUUAUUCUUAUUGUAUUUUCACCUUUCGUUUCUCCAUUUAUUUGUCCAAAAUCAAACAUGUCAUCAACAACAACAAAGAAAAAAAGGUUAAGACUAAUUCCCACUUUUGAGCAUGUUUUACUAAAAGAUUAAUCAGUGUGAGAGUUCGUGGUUAGUGCAUGUGGACGUGAAGCUCAUCUCUCUGAUCUUCAACUUUAUCAAACGCCGUUUCAGCUCAUUUUGUUUCCCCAUUUUAUUAUUAUUAUUAUUAUUAUUAUUAUUAUUAUUAUUUUUGCAUUUCAUUUCUCCUUUAAAAACCAGGUGAUUCCCAGUGAAAUAAAGAAAAACCACACGUUUGCAAGGGAGACCUGGCCAAGUUGUUCAAAUGGAUAUUAAAGUAAUUUUAUAUUUAACAGAAGUUGAGUAGUAAGCUUGCAGGUAUAUUUUAUUUUAAUAUUGUAAUAAAGAAAAAGAUUUUUUUUUUUAAAUGACCCCAUUAGACGGUGCAGUGUGUCACAGACUGGUUUAUGAAAAUGGGAAAAUUGCCACACAAUUUUGAAUUGUUUUCUUGUUUUGAGAAAAAAAAUUAAUAAUAAUAAAAAAAACACUCUGUGUUAUUUAUUCUUUGCAUGUUGUUAUUAUUUAGAUUUUUUUCUCCUACACUGAUUGACACC
Molecule: messenger RNA, 7159 nt
Organism: Ictalurus punctatus (channel catfish)
Lineage: Eukaryota; Metazoa; Chordata; Actinopteri; Siluriformes; Ictaluridae
Gene: rims2b
Product: regulating synaptic membrane exocytosis 2b
Exons: 35
Coding region: 391-4635 (1414 amino acids)
Biological process (GO): positive regulation of synaptic transmission; regulation of membrane potential; regulation of synaptic plasticity
Cellular component (GO): presynaptic membrane; cytoskeleton of presynaptic active zone
Molecular function (GO): transmembrane transporter binding; small GTPase binding
Source: RefSeq, a predicted model, not a curated record